Mastomys coucha (southern multimammate mouse) is the source of this 2632-nucleotide messenger RNA. Its product is annotated as mesothelin-like protein. The transcript has 16 exons. Gene Ontology annotation, biological process: cell-matrix adhesion. The coding region runs from base 321 to 2378 and encodes 685 amino acids. The record is from RefSeq and is a predicted model, not a curated record. Gene Ontology annotation, cellular component: cell surface. Lineage: Eukaryota; Metazoa; Chordata; Mammalia; Rodentia; Muridae.
UCACGGCCACAGUGCAUUGACUAGGAAGAGCAGUCCCGGGCUGCCUACUGGGCCAGGUUUGCAGAUGAGCAUGAGCCGUGGCAGCUUUACCCACACCAGCCCUGCAUCCUGGGAUUCAGCUGCAAGGACGGACAGACUCUGAGCCUGGAUCCCCGCCAUCCAGGAUACCUGAGCUACUCUAUCAUGUGGCCAUCUGGUCAGAAGUAGCCUCCUCCCUACCCUGGACAGCACCUUCAUUACCAGACUCCAUAUUCCUGCUCAGGCCUGGACCUACAACCCACAGCCUUCGGGCUUCCCUGCCCUGAGACGCUUCAGCCAGGAUGAUCAGAACUCUCCGACCAUCAGCUAUGGGCUCCAGAGUGGGUGCCCUGGUAAGUCCUGGUCUCGCCCUCCUGCUCUCCCUCACCGCCCACUGCUCUAGUCCUCAGGCUAAGGGCUUGCCCAAGGGAGGACUGAAUGCCAGUGAAGCCGACACAUGGGUCAGGGACAAUACCUCCCUCCUGCAAAACUUCUGGUGCUUGCCCGCCAGCCAGCUGCCCCGGGAACAGCUCUCCAGUUUAAUCAGAAGCCUGGCUUCACAGAGGGUCGCACUCAAAGCCUGGCAGCUCAGCUGCUUGGCCAACCUCGCUGAACGGCUGGGUCUCCAGGAGGACUUCGAGUUUCACCCACCCAACCUUCUACUUUUCUACGAUCUGAGCCAGGUGGGGGAAACUAACUGCCGAGCCUUCAUUCACCACGCUGCCCAAGGGGACACAGAGCUGCUGGCCAACUUGCCCAACCAGAGAGUUGCCCUGAAGCACACAGCCUUGGCCUGUCUGGGGGGACCCCACCUACAGCUCAGUUCGUCAGACCUGUGGCUUCUCGGGGUCCUGGUGUGUGACAUGGAGGCACCACAAAUCGUGACUGCGGACCCCAGUGUGCUAAAGAACUUGCUUCGCUGCCCAAAGCUUACUGUCAUGCAGACCACUGCCCUCAACACCCUGCUGGCCAAUGGGAAAACACAAAUUGGGCCUCCUGGCUCCUGGAACCUGGAGGGGCUACAGGCCCUGGGACCUCUGGCCACUUACAUCAGCCCCCACCUGUGGGAGAAGGUGCAGGAGGCUGUGGGCUUGGACUUCUUCCGCAGUGUCGUGGCUGCUUGCCGGGCAGGCCAGCUGAGCAGGCACGAUGCCAGGCGCUUUGUCGUCAACUUCCUGGAGUCCAAGGCCUCUUCAGUGUCCUCAAGGUCCAAGCGGCGCACAGGGAGAUCCUGUGUCCGUGGCAACAUCACAGCAGCCACCCUGCGUGAUGACCUCUUCCUAGUUCACUACGACUGCACCCAGCUGGAAUCCUGCCUGGGCACACGUGUGCUCAGGGCCAACCUGGACCCCUUGCUCCAACACCCUCUGCCUGCAGAGUGCCAGCGUGUCGUCAAAGCCAAGCUUACUCAGAUCUACCCACAUGGCAUCCCUGAGGACCAGCUGCACCUUAUCACCUCGCUGGUCUACCUCUACUCCCUCGCUGAAAUAGGCCAGUGGAACAUCACAUCUGGAGACACAGUGAUGGUCCUGCUGGCGUCAGAUGCAGCUCUGGACAACCAGACAGAGGCAGUUCUACAGAGGUUCUUGGACCAUAACGGCAAGGUCACUGGAGCUCUUCUUGUGGCCAUCGGGGGUUCCCGUCUCUGCUGGAUGAGCCUCAGGCAGAUCCAGAUCAUCCAGCCCUCAGAGUUCCGGCUGGCUGGAGCUCCAGACAUCUCUCCCUGCCCUCAGAGUCGGAAGGAUGUGCUCUUCGCCAAGGCUCAUGAGGUCUUUAGGAACACCAGUAACGUGGGAGAAUACUACUACUUAAUCCGCCCCUACCUCGGUGGUGCCCCUUUGGAGGAACUUCAAUACCUGGCCCACGCCAACAUCUCCAUGGACAUUGAUACGUUCACCAACCUCAACCCCCUGACAUUGAAGAGCAUGAGUGUGGACAGUGUGAGAAAUUUGCUGGGCCAGAACCUGGGAGAUCUUCGGAAGGCCCGCAACCACCCAAAUGUCAUCCUGUGGAUGCACAGCCACAACAUGUCAGACCUGUCUGAGAUGGGCCUGUACACCAGUCCCACACAGGCCUAUGCGACCAACGGGCCCCCCAAUACUGCCUACCCACCAUCCAAUUUGAUACACUCCUUGGAUCUGCCAGGGAGUGAUGGUGUUUCCCACACCUCAGGAAGUCCUCCAGUUCAUCUGGGGUACCUGUCACUUGCUGUGGCUCUGCCCUCCAGCCUUCUGUGGCUGCUACUAUGUCAGUUACCUUUAGGACAAAUGACCACUGCUCACAGGACACUAGGGCCAAUGGCACUGACCCGGGACAGUCAGACUCCUGAACGUCAGAUUCAGGAGAAAUGGAACUGCUAGAUGGAACAGGACACCUGCCUAGGCUGAAGUACAUGUCCCUGGCCUCAGGGGACCUGCUGCUAUGUCCUCCAUCCUAGGAGGCUGGCUCUGGUACAUACCUCAGCUCCCAGGAUCUGAGCCCAUUCUACCCAACCAAAAGGACAAGUUGGUAGGAAGAGACAGAGUGCAGAUCUUCUGGCCUAUUCCCAGACUGGUGUUACUUGAAUGUCACUUCCCCUCGCUGGUGGAUCUGAAUAAAGUGCAAGGCUAUUGCA